GCCCCAACUCUCUAGGGCAUUUUGAUGGUCCAUAUCUUUGUGUACUCUAUAGAUAUUAAACAUCGAUGUUUUUAGUAUACUAGUAAAUCAGUAAACUGUGAUACCAAACAUCCUUGUUAGGCUGUAAUGCAGCUCGUUCCUUGAGAUUUCUGAAAACAUUUCUUCUCGUUGUUUACAGAUUUCAAAUUUUAAACAGGUUUUGUGGAAAUCACAACCCCAAGUUGGAAGCUCAAAGAAUCCCUUGCUCAAUCUCACUAUUUGUAAUAGGACUGGUGGAGUUAUGUGGAACGGGAGAAUUUAGAUGAAGAUGUGAGGAUUUCACUUAGCUGCAUAUUUUUCCCAAUUGUCAAAGGCUGCUCGUUUAGUCCAUGCAACUAGGCCUCUCUGCACGAAAGCAUAUGACAGCAAGGCAUUAGCAGUGAAGCCUGUGAGAGAUGAUGAUGCCUACCAUCAGCUUGAGAACCUUGACUUUAUGACUGCGGCGAAAAUGCUUUUUUCGGAUCCUCCAAAGAAAAAGGAAUUUGGGCUUGAUUUCCAUCUGGUCCAAUUCUUCUUUUGCUGCCUGCCUUCAGUGGCUGUAUACAUGGUAGCCCAGUAUGCCCGUUAUGAAAUCCGAAGGAUGGAGGCGGAAGUUGAGGUGAAAAAGAAAAAAGAUGAGGGAGAAGAGAAAGCCAAAGGGUUGGAAGCAAACGCCUCGAAAGAAAGUGAAGAGGCAGCAUCUGCUGGUGAGCUGCUCAAAGUAAAAGACAGGCUAGAGGCGCUAGAGGAAGCAUUCAAAGAGAUAGUCGUAGAAAAGAAGAAACUGUCUUCACAUUCAUCUGAAGAAAGUAACAAAAGUGAGAAGGUUGAAGCGAUGAAAUCAAUUUCUGAAAAAUAAAGUAAAAGACACAAAUGCAGAGGAUAAUUCUGAUCAACAAUCCAAGACACAACCAUUUAGCCAUGUACGAGCUGCUAAUUCUAGAUCCGAGAGAGGUGGGGAAACUGCAGAAAAGAGUACUCAUCCCAAGAAAUAGUUGAAGGACAAGAUAGUUACUGCAGAAACCCUUUUGCCUUCGAAAGUUAGAAAUUUAAAAUCCUGUUUCCAGAUAGGUGAUGAACUUUUUGUCUGUAUACGCUGGGAAUUCUGAAUCUCGUCUCAUUCUUUUCUUCUUCUUUGCUUUUGAUGAGCAAAUUCUGCUCAUUUUGCAUCUUGAUUGUUGCAGAAAUAGAGCCAGCGACUCUUGUAGGCUGACAUUUUUGCUGUCUAAUGGAAUGUGAAAUCUCGUCCACC
Molecule: messenger RNA, 1270 nt
Organism: Papaver somniferum (opium poppy)
Lineage: Eukaryota; Viridiplantae; Streptophyta; Magnoliopsida; Ranunculales; Papaveraceae
Exons: 6
Coding region: 473-877 (134 amino acids)
Source: RefSeq, a predicted model, not a curated record